Messenger RNA from Nematolebias whitei (Rio pearlfish), 936 nucleotides. Its product is annotated as charged multivesicular body protein 6. NCBI's taxonomy places the organism in Eukaryota, Metazoa, Chordata, Actinopteri, Cyprinodontiformes, Rivulidae. The transcript is spliced from 8 exons. Bases 131 to 754 code for a protein of 207 amino acids. Gene Ontology annotation, biological process: late endosome to vacuole transport via multivesicular body sorting pathway; vesicle budding from membrane. The record is from RefSeq and is a predicted model, not a curated record. Gene Ontology annotation, cellular component: ESCRT III complex; multivesicular body.
GAAAACACGGAAAUGCCUUACUCAUAAUGUAAGCGGUUAGCUUGCUAGCCACCUCAGGCUGUUUAUUACAAUAACAUGCACAGUAUUAAAUAACAUGGUGCACGUAGACGAGAGAGGAUGUGGCUGAAUAAUGGGAAACGUCUUUGGGAGAAAGAGCCGACCUUCCCGUGUAACUGAGCAAGACAAAGCCGUGUUGCAACUGAAGCAGCAGAGGGACAAGCUGAAGCAGUAUCAGAAGAGAAUCAGCCUACAACAGGAAAAAGAAAGACUUCUGGCUAAGCAGUUGUUAAAAGAUGGCAAGAAAGAGAAAGCACUUCUGCUUCUCAAGAAAAAACGCUAUCAGGAUCAGCUGCUGGACAAGACUGAGAGUCAGAUUUCAAACCUAGAGCACAUGGUUCAAGAUAUAGAGUUCAUGCAAAUCGAGAUGAAAGUCAUCGAGGGACUGAAGGUUGGCAAUGAUUGCCUGAAAAGUAUGCAUGAGAUGAUGUCAGUUGAAGAUGUGGAAAAAAUCCUGGAUGAGACCCAAGAAGCUGCUGAGUAUCAAAGGCAAAUAGAUGAGAUGCUGGCUGGAGCUCUGACUCCAGAAGACGAGGAUGCUGUUUUAGCAGAGCUGGAAGCUAUCACUCAGCGAGAAGAUUUAGCACUUCCAGAAGUCCCCACAGAGCCAAUACCAGAAGUACUAGAAUUUGCUAAAGCUGAACCAGAGAGGACAGAACCAAAGAACCAGCCAGACAGAGAGAUGCUUGCAGUCUGACAGAACCUGUGAUUUAGCUCAAGCUCACAUAUAUAAAGUUUUGCUUUUAGUUUUGGGACGUGCAUUUUCAAUAAUUAGACUGAUUCAGGAUCGUCUGGACUCUUAAUUGACCUCUCCCCCUGAAGUAACAAGAUAAAGUGAAAUGUUGUUUUGUACAAGUAGUGUUAUGUUAUUGCUGUGCU